AUGAGUUUUCUGGGGGCGUUUAUACUGUGUAAGCGGUAACACUACGGGGCGAGUUUGGGCGCCCGUUAUAAUGUGACCGGCGCACGACGAAGCGCGUCUCUCCUCAAGUUGUUUGCGAUGUGGUACACGUGGACAACGUUACUGCUGGUGUCGUGUGCACUAGUGAAGGCAGAUGGGGAAGCAGAGACCGAGGCGCCAGUGCCGGUCGCAACUACUCGCGCGCCUCCUCGUACCCUCGAUCGCAAAGCCGCUGAGCUUGUCUGGAAAUCCUGGCUUGAGAGCUCCGACAGCAACAAUCAAAAUGCUCCACCAAGAAGAAUUACGACAAAGUCUUUGUUUAUAACACCCUUAGUUUGUCCUAAAGGCCAAAGACUAGAUCGGAAUGCUUGCAUUCAGGUGGUUACUGUAAACAAAGACGAACAUGAACGUAUAUUGCUGGAAACAUUAAAUGCUCUGUUCACUACCCCACCGAAUGACGGCCACGUCAACACAGAUGUAUUAUACGAUUAUGGUGAGGACGAGCCAGGACCGUUACAGCUUUCCAUACCUAUCGCCUUAGAUCCACAGGCAGCGCCGCUCCAAGGACAGGAGCCCUACGCACAGGCUCAAGGUAUGCAACCGAAUUACGUCAACAUUGACAAGAAGGAUAGUAACAAUCCUGAUGGUGAUGCUAUCAAAGCUGAAUUAGAAUUACUAAGUCUUUCGAACACACUUAACCAAAAUGGUACAGCUACAGGUGUAGGCUCAGAUGCUUUGAGCCAAAAUGUACUGACAAAUAUACACAACUAUCCAGAAAAGCCUAAACGCGAUAGCCCAAUAUUGAACGUAACUGAAAUAGAAUCAUUAAAUAACACCACCGAUGAUGUGGGACAAAAAGAAUUAGUUUAUGGACACAUAAAUGUUGACCCUGUUUUAUACAAUACGGAAAAUCAUGAAACUAUAGAAGAUAUCGAGACAUCUAGUAAAUCAACAGACAUACACAGCAGUGCAACACCACUAAAUAAAAAUGAUAAGCAUAAUAAAAAUUCAUCUACUAUGUCCACCACUAAUAUAAGUGACAGCAAAACUAAACAAGCUUCAUCUUCGCAAAUAUUGAAGAAAGAUAGCGAAAAGAGUAAAUUAAACCCAGAAAAUGACUACAGCGAUAUUGGAGAAGCUAUUAAAUUAAUAAGUAGAUAUGCUGACGUAACAACUGAUGAUAAUUUUGCCAAAGAACCCAAUAAAUAUGAAGUAAAAGAAGACAGCAUUCUAGGCACUCGAACCAAAGCGCAAUAUCGACGCAACAAACCAAAAGAACAACAUAUAAAUUUGGCACCACUUCACGUUCCUGCAGUUAACAAUGAUAAAAUACCUUCACAGCAUGUUUAUCAAACAGGUAUCUACUACAGAUACCCGUGGUCGGCUCAGAAUUCUCCAACGCCACCACCAGGUUAUCCAUUUCGGCACUUGCAAGAUUACUGGCCAGGUCGUAAUCAAGUAGGAGGUGUGUACAAUACACAUGAAAACCCUAGAAGGCAUCACCAUUCGUACCCUCACAACUUUCGGCUACACGACUAUCCUCAUACAGGCUUUGGCGUACCCCCGGCUUACCCCGAACAAUUGAAAGGAUAUAUUCGCCGAGUGGUUCAACAUCAUGGCAACCCAAUACGAUCUCGCAACACUGAUAAUAGAGAUCUUUACAGUCUGCUCGGCCUCAGACAUUGGUUCAGCAGUGAAGGGAUUUCAAAAAGAUAG
Messenger RNA from Arctia plantaginis, 1734 nucleotides. Lineage: Eukaryota; Metazoa; Arthropoda; Insecta; Lepidoptera; Erebidae. The record is from the annotation of a GenBank genome assembly.